Cucurbitaria berberidis CBS 394.84 is the source of this 1769-nucleotide messenger RNA. RefSeq names its product class II aminotransferase/8-amino-7-oxononanoate synthase. Gene Ontology annotation, molecular function: pyridoxal phosphate binding. NCBI's taxonomy places the organism in Eukaryota, Fungi, Ascomycota, Dothideomycetes, Pleosporales, Cucurbitariaceae. Gene Ontology annotation, biological process: biosynthetic process. The transcript has 4 exons. Bases 228 to 1631 code for a protein of 467 amino acids. The record is from RefSeq and is a predicted model, not a curated record.
CGGAACAGCUAUCUUGCAUGCAUAGUUCCCAACGCGUGUAUUCAACAAGCGCCCUGCUUGCGAUCUAGAUGCUUCCAGGUCCAGUGAGUGAAAAGAACUCAAGGAAUGGUACUACUAUUGAGCUUUUCAUCUCGGGAGAGCUGCCACACUCCAGUCUCAAUUUCAUCUUCAAUUGAGGCGCUUGUAUCAUUCACCAAAAAAAAAGUCUACGGGUCUGUUUAUCAGUCAUGACUCCUCCUACUCUGCUUGCUCAAUGGUUCCCAAUCCACAAGUCCAAGAGUGCCGCGCUAAAUGGCGGUACAACACGUUUCGAUCGGAAUCUCGAAGAAUCGCUUGACGUCCGACGCUCAGAUAAAGCUGUGUUCACAUUGCACCGCAAUGAGCCUCACCCUCAAUCGCUCGAUUUCAGCACUCUUGACUUUCUACACCUCAGUAAAUCUGGCAUGAUUCGCAAAGCCUUUCUCGAAGAACUUGCUGCAAACCCAGAUUUCGAACUCAGUGCGGGUGGCUCGCGCCUUUUGAAUGGCAACAACCCGUAUACAGAAGCGGCCGAGCGUCAGAUUGCCGAGUUUCACCACGGCGAAACGGCACUGUUGUUUCAUUCAGGGUUCGAGGCCAAUGUAGCACUCAUGGGCGCUGUCCCGCGACCUGGCGAUGCCAUUUUGUACGAUGAGUACAUCCACGCCAGCACACACGAGGGCAUGCAGAUUAGUAAAGCCCUUUACAAAAAGAGCUUCAAGCACAAUGAUGUCGACAGCUUUCGCGAGAAACUGGUUGAGAUUAAAACCACGGAGACGAUGAUUCGAGACGGCAAGCGAUCUGUCAUUGUCGCCCUAGAGAGCAUGUACAGUAUGGACGGCGAUGUGAGCCCACUCAAGGAGCUUAUCCAAGUUGGGAAAGAAGUUUUUCCGGGUGGCAAUUGUCAGUUCUUCGUGGACGAAGCGCAUACCACGGGCGUCUUUGGAGAAAAGGGCCGAGGGUAUGUGAGCAUGUUGGGGCUGGAGGCGAGCGUUGCGGUCCGUAUGCACACUUAUGGAAAAGGGUUGGCGUGUACGGGAGCUGCUGUGGUGUGUUCCAACACUGUUCGCGAAACGCUUGUGAACAACGCACGAUCGUUCAUCUACAGCACUGCUCCCUCAUUUCCGAUGGUAGCGGCUAUUCGCGGAGGUUACAAACUUAUGGAGUCUGGUCAGACACAGCCUCUGCAAGACCAGAUCCAGCACGUCGUGAAGCACUUUGCUCGGACCAUCGAGGCAAACGAUGUGUAUGAUGAAGCCGUGGACGAGGGUAUUCUCUCGAUCCCAAAUCUUGAAGGAUGGGAAUCCAAGCCGUUUGUCACCCAUGUUGUGCCUGUCAUGACCCGCCAGCGCUACACUCUAUUCCUCUGCUAUCAUUUGCAGCUUGCAGGUAUCAACUGCUUCCCUAUCGAUUAUCCGGUAGUGCCUAAAGGAUUCAGCCGCAUCAGGGUUGUGUUCCAUGCUGGCAACACCGAGGAACAAGUAGAGAAGCUAGCAAAUAGCGUCUGCGAGUGGGCGCAGGAGAUGCUCGACUUGGAAGCUAGUGGUCAGGGUGUCAAAGUACCUAGUGCUGCGCGCCAGGUUCAUGCAGCCCAGGGGACUUCAGCACCCUGAAAGUGUUGAGAUACCGUGAUUGGAUCGAAAUUCGAUGCGUCCAUUAGGGGACGUGUCGGAUCUGCAACGUAAUCAUUUCCAUCAAUCACAUUCAAUUUCGAAAUCUGCAUAACACGAUGAGUGUCAAGUCGUGAUUCC